Messenger RNA from Paramuricea clavata, 1039 nucleotides. Lineage: Eukaryota; Metazoa; Cnidaria; Anthozoa; Malacalcyonacea; Plexauridae. The record is from the annotation of a GenBank genome assembly.
AUGAAAUAUUCUGGCACUUUCUUGUUAAAAUUUAAAAACUACCAAUGUUUUAACAAUGAUAUCUGGCAGAGAAUUGGUUAUCUUGGUAUUCGAAAGAAAUAUAGAGGGAAAAGAUCUGGAAAGAAUAAACAUUGUAUAGCAGUGACAAUUACGUCUCGAAAUACUAGACUUCUUGAUCAUAGGAAUCGUCGCUUUCACAAUCCUUCAAACUGUGUAAUACCAAAAUUAUUAAAUUGUGGUAAGACUUACGAUUUACCAAACUUUCUGGUGUUAAAUGCUCGAUCUGUUGCGGGAAAAGGUGACGAACUUCAUUGUAUUAAUGAUCAACAUGAAUUUCAAAUCAUAUGCAUUGCUGAAUCGUGGCUGUCUGAAGCAAUUCCUAAGGAAGCAAUUGCUCUAUGUGAUUAUGACAUUAUCCGAUGCGACAGAACGGGGGAAAAAGGAGGUGGAGUUGCUGUUUAUGUUCACCGAAAUCUGCCAUAUCGAAUUCGACGUGACUUAUCAUCUAGUAAAUUUGAAUGUAUUUGGCUAACAAUUCAGCCGAGGAGUCUUCCUAGAUCAAUCUCACGAUUAGUUGUUGCGUGUAUUUAUUGGGCUACGUCGAUACAGGCGCCUGAUGUUUGGUAUCAACGGUGCAUCCAAGAUAUUCCAGAACACCACCGCUGAACUGCUUGCUGGACUACCUGGAUGCAAGAAUAUCUCUGAUGAUAUUAUUGUGUACGGAAAAGACCAACUCGAACAUGAUCUUAACCUCCAAGCUGUCCUUCAAUGCCUCUCAGAUUACAACGUGCGCUUAAACAAGGACAAAUGCCACUUCUCUCAUUCCCAAGUGUGUUUCUAUGGUCAUAUCUUCAGCGCCAAAGGAGUCCAAGCCGAUCCUGCGAAAAUCGACUCCAUCCAACAAGCCCGCGCUCCUCAAAACGUCAGCGAAGUUAAGUCUCUGCUUGGUUUGUCCCAAUACGAUUCAUCCCCAAUUACUCUACCAUCACUGCUCCACUUCGUGCUCUCACUCGAACUGACGCCGAGUGGAAAUGGAUGA